Bipolaris maydis ATCC 48331 is the source of this 375-nucleotide messenger RNA. RefSeq lists its product as uncharacterized. NCBI's taxonomy places the organism in Eukaryota, Fungi, Ascomycota, Dothideomycetes, Pleosporales, Pleosporaceae. The record is from RefSeq and is a predicted model, not a curated record.
AUGCUUCGCGACCAUCCGAUUUUUAUCAAUACCUGCAUGGCAUGCAAUACAGUGCUUGUCGUCAUCGCAGAAAGAUGGAGCCAAGCGACUGCGUACCGCGACACGUUUGAGACUCUGUCGCAGAAGACCAUCAACAUGAUAUGCACGGAAAUGUCCUCGUCCGCGAAUGAAAAUGGUAUUACAGCAGCUAAUUUGGACAAUGCCGGGUUCGCAACAAACCAAGAUAUCUUCUCUCACGAUUGGUUUGGUGGUCUGGAAGCCAUGGACGUACCUCACGAAAGCGAAUGGCUUGUAGAGGAAUUAUUACAAGGCAUGCGCAACUCUCAAUCCGCAGAUUUUGCUUUUGAGGAUCUAGGAUCUUUCAAUGCCGCAUAA